GAUACUCUUCUAUUGUCGGGUGAAGUUUGUAUUAAUUUAUGAAAUAUGAAUGUUUCCUAAAAUGAAUAUUUUUACUACUUUCUUAAAAUAGAUUCUCUACAGUCAAAAUAUGAACUUGAACCCAAAGUUUCACUCACACUUUCAGUUAUCUUCUUCCUCCAUCUCCUCACCUCACCUCACAUAGCAGCGUGAGUGCCACUGUCUACCUUCACUCUCCACUCUAACCCUUCCUCCAUUCUUCUUCUAAGAGAAUAUCAAUAUGCAUUGUUUCUGUUUGGCAGAAAUGAUAAUAGCUACAAUGGCUUUAUUCUCAAACAAAUGAAUCAAUCAUUUUUCACUUUUUCAACAGUUUCCACUAUCAUUCAAGUAUAAAGUUUGUAAUCAAUCUAUGGUUUUGGAUAUGGAGAAAAGUAUUUAUACCUUUUUAACUCUACACCGUUGGGAGUCUCUGAAUCACAUGAAUUAUAGGUUGGGUUCUCUUAGGCCUGUUCAUGGAAUGUUAGCUUUGAAAUUCCUCAAUUGGGUCAUCAAGCAACCUAAUUUAGAGAUGAAACAUCUAACUCAUAUCAUUUCCACUACCACCCAUAUACUUAUUAGAGCUAGAAUGUACAAUUUUGCCAAAACAACGUUGAAACAUAUGUUACAUAUGCCUAUUGGUUUCAACAAUGUUUUUGGUGCUUUGAUGGAGACAUACCCUUUUUGUAAUUCAAACCCUGCUGUUUUUGACCUACUCAUUAGGGUUUGUUUGAGGGAAAAGAUGGUUGGAGAUGCUGUACAGACUUUUCACUUGAUGGGUUUUCGAGGGUUGAAGCCAUCAGUGUAUACUUGUAAUAUGGUGCUGGGUUCGUUGGUAAAGGACCAUAAGGUUGAUUUGUUUUGGUCCUUUUUCAAAGGAAUGCUUGAAAAGAAGGUUUGUCCGAAUGUUGCUACAUUCAAUAUACUGUUGAAUGCUUUGUGCGAACGUGGGAAGUUUAAAAGUGCUGGCUUUCUGUUGAGGAAAAUGGAAGGAAGCGGUCAUUUUCCAACUACGGUCACUUACAAUACUUUGCUUAAUUGGUAUUGCAAGAAAGGAAGGUAUAAGGAGGCGUCUGAGCUUAUUGACUCAAUGGCAUCUAAGGGUAUUGCGGCAGAUGUUUGUACAUAUAAUGUGUUGAUAGAUAAUUUGUGCAGAAAAAGCAGGAGUGCGAAAGCUUAUUUAAUAUUGAAAAGGAUGAAGAAGAAUAAGGUGAAUCCUAGUGAGAUAACAUAUAAUACUCUUAUUAACGGAUUUGUUAAGGAGGGGAAGAUUGGAGUUGCUACAAAAGUUUUUGAGGAGAUGUCAUCGUGUAACUUGUUGCCGAACAGUAUUACUUACAACACUUUGAUUGUUGGGAACUGUAGCAAUGGCAACAUUGAGGAAGCAUUGAGACUUUUUGACGUGAUGGUUGUGCAUGGUUUGAGACCUAAUGAAGUGACAUACGGAGCUCUUUUAAAUGGGCUAUCCAAGCACGCUGAAUUUGGAUUGGUUUCUAGUGUUCUUGAGAGAAUGAGGAUGGAUGGCACGAGAGUUGGUCAUAUAAGUUAUACGGCAAUGCUAGAUGGAUUGUGUAAGAACGGCCUGCUUGAAGAAGCUGUACAGUUGCUGGAUGAUAUGUUAAAAGUUUCUGUCAAUCCUGAUAUUGUUACGUUUUCAGUACUCAUUAAUGGAUUUCUCAGGGUGGGGAAGAUAAAUAAUGCAAAGGAGAUAAUGUGUAAAAUGUACAAGGCCGGACUUGUGCCAAACAGCGUUUUGUAUUCGACAUUAAUCUACAACUACUGCAAGAUGGGAAACCUUAAAGAGGCAUUAAAUGUUUAUGCAGUUAUGAACCGCAGUGAUCAUGUUUCAAAUCUCUUUACAUGUAAUCUAUUGGUUGCAACUUUUUGUAGAUGCGGGAGACUUGAAGAAGCUGAGUAUUUUAUGGACCACAUGUGCAGGAUAGGUCAUGAUCCUAGCUCUGUUACUUUUGAUUGCAUUAUAAAUAGUUAUGGAAAUUCUGGUGACACGUUAAAAGCAUUAUCUAUGUUUGAUAGAAUGAAUAAUUUAGGCUAUUUACCAAGUCAGUUCACAUACGAGGGUCUAUUGAGAGGACUUCUUAUUGGCGGACAUAUUAAUGAAGCCAAAAUACUUCUGAAUAGACUUAAUAGUAUUCCUUAUGCCAUUGGUAAUCUUUUCUACAACACAAUGCUUACUUUGGCUUCAAGAUCAGGAAAUUUAUCAAAUGCCGUUGCCCUUGUUAAUGAGAUGGUUGUGAAUAAUUUUGUGCCAGACAGUUAUACAUACACUAGUCUUAUUGCAGGACUAUGCAGAAAGGGUAAAAUGGUUGCCGCACUCCUUUUGUUGGGGAGGGCAACUGAAAAAGGAUUAUUAUCUCCAAAUCUUGCUGUUUACACUAGUUUAGUUGAUGGUCUUCUUAAGGAAGGACAUACAAAAGCUGCUUUAUAUAUUUUUGAAGAUAUGCUGAAUGAAGGUGUUCACCCGGAUACCAUUGCAUUCAAUGUUCUUAUGGAUCGAUACUCUCGGAAGGGGAAAAUGUCGAAGGUAAGUGAUAUCCUUUCAACAAUGAGGAGUAGAAAUUUAUGCUUCAACUUGUCUACUUACAACAUUCUCCUGCAUGGAUAUUCAAAGAGGAAUGACAUGUCAAGAUGUUCUGUGUUAUACAAUGACAUGAUCAGACAUGGUUUUGUGCCUGAUAGGUUAACGUGGCACUCUCUUAUUCUUGGAUAUUGCAAGUCCGGAUCAUUGGAUGUUGCUGUAAAAAUGUUAAGAAGGAUGAUGAUUGAAGGUUUCGAAGCUGAUUGUUUUACGUUUAACAUGCUUGUUAGUAAGUUAUGUGAACGGAACGAGAUAAAAAUGGCCUUUGAUUUGGUAAAACAAAUGAAUGUGUUAGGAGUUACUCCUGACGUAGAUACAUACAAUGCCCUUUUUAACGGAUUCAUUAGAACUUGUGCUUUUGAUGAAGCCCAUUGUAUUCUGCAAGCCUUGUUGGAAAAUGGUUAUGCUCCUACAUGUAAACAAUUUAUCACUUUAAUUAAUGGCAUGUGUAGAAUAGGAAAUAUAAAAGGAGCAAUGAAGCUGCAAGAUGAAAUGAAAACACUUGGGGUCAGCUCCGAAAGUGUUGCUAUGAGCGCUAUCAUUAGAGGGCUUGCACGUUCAAGGAAGACUGACGACGCUAUUCGCAUUCUUGAUAUCGUGCUUGAGAUGCAAAUCAUUCCAACUGUUGCUACUUUCACUGCAUUAAUGCACACCUAUUGUAAAGAAGCUAAUGUUGCUAAGGCAUUGGAGUUGAGGAGUUUGAUGGAACAAUGUCAUGUGAAGCUUGAUGUUGCUGCAUACAGCGUUCUUAUAUCUGGUCUAUGUGCCGAUGGUGAUAUUCAAACUGCUUUUAAACUUUAUGAAGAAAUGAAACAAAGUGAUCUUUGGCCUAAUACUUCUAUAUACAUGGUUCUUAUUGAUUCAUUUUGUGCUGGAAAUUAUCAUAUUGAGAGUGAAAAGCUGUUGAGAGAUUUACAGACCAGAGAAUUGAUGUCUUUAGAUUUGUAUGGAGGCACUGAAAGACUUAAUGAAUUAUUGAUGAUUGCAAGGAAAGAAUUAAUUCAUAUGAGGUACAAAACAAGAAGAAAAUAUGGCUAAUCGCAGGAUGGUUUUUUCUGUUUCUAGAAUGUAAGUUGAUGAAGAGGAGAUUGAUGACCUACCACCUCAAAAUUUAGACCUUCAAAAAUAGCUGAAUGUAAUCCUAAGAUUACAGAAUAUGUUGCAGCUGCACAGUGCAGACAGAAGCUGCAUGAUGAAGUUCUAGAAGAGUGGGAGUUGUCGUUUCUCGAUUCUGCACUUGUUCAAGUUUUUAUGUCAUCGUGUGUACCAUAAAGAAAUAUUUUCAGUCUCGUGAUCAUGAGGGAAAAGUGAAGGAAGGUGCAAAAAGUUCUGGAGUUCCUCUAGUGAGUGGAAAGUAUACAUAUUAUCGCAAGAAGCUGCCACGGAAAGAGUUUGGCUCCUGUCAGUCUGUUGUAAAAGAUGAAUCAGGGCCAGAGAGGAAAGCAGUCUCUGGCUAAGUUAAGGAAACUUGUUUUUCAAAAUAGUUGCUAUUAUACAUGGAAAGGCUAGAAGAAGUAUACAUCUUCUAAAACUAGCCAGAAAGUAUUGAAGUUUGCGGUUAUUCAGAUGAUGUUACGAAUGUUUUGAAGUCCAAUGAGAAGAGGCUUUCUGCGUCAACUGAUAAUAGUGUUAGCAUGAAGGUGGUAAAAAGCAAUAACUCUGAUGGCACCACUGAAAGGAAGAACACUGGUCAUAUCUCCAGAGAGAAACUAAUUGCAACAAAUAAAGUAUCAAAAUAAAAAAGGAAUCUUAAAACACAUGGUGUGACGUCAUCACAUCCUGCUAAGGUUUUGAUAAUGGUGAUAAUGCUUUUAGGCAAGUCCGGCUGUAUUUAUCAUUGCAUUUUGUUCAAUGUCAUGUACAAAUUGCCAUUUUGCAGUUUCUAGCUGUAUUCAUGAUUUUGCUUUUUGUUCGAUGUCAUGUAAAAAUUUCCUUUCCUUUUUGCAGUUUCUACCAAAUGCAUAAUGUUUUGAUUCUAGACUUUCAAUUUUCAUAUAUGGAAAAAAGGGCUUGUAGUUUCUUAUUGCUUGUAUUCUUAUAAAGGAGGUUUUCUUAUAAUAUUUGAUAUUUAUAAUAUGUAUCAUUUUUGGGUCGGGUUUCAGUA
This is a messenger RNA of Cicer arietinum (chickpea), 4715 nucleotides long. RefSeq lists its product as uncharacterized. Gene Ontology annotation, molecular function: protein binding; mRNA binding. NCBI's taxonomy places the organism in Eukaryota, Viridiplantae, Streptophyta, Magnoliopsida, Fabales, Fabaceae. The record is from RefSeq and is a predicted model, not a curated record.